Messenger RNA from Terrapene triunguis (Three-toed box turtle), 4776 nucleotides. RefSeq names its product nuclear receptor binding SET domain protein 3 (gene NSD3). NCBI's taxonomy places the organism in Eukaryota, Metazoa, Chordata, Testudines, Emydidae. Gene Ontology annotation, biological process: regulation of DNA-templated transcription. The transcript has 20 exons. Gene Ontology annotation, molecular function: protein binding; histone H3K36 methyltransferase activity. Bases 281 to 3829 code for a protein of 1182 amino acids. Gene Ontology annotation, cellular component: nucleus; chromatin. The record is from RefSeq and is a predicted model, not a curated record.
UCUGGUCUCCCCGCGGCGCUGCGGCUCCCCCACUGCCCGGGGCACGGGCGGCUCCCGGAGCGGAGCCCGUGGAACUGGGACCCGGUGGCGCGGAAAUCGAGGCCGGGGAUCCAGCGCGGCCUGCUGCGGGGUCCUGUUUCUCCCCCCGCUCCGAGCCCGGCCCGGCUCCUGCUCUGUGUGUCUCUGCUGGGCUCGGUCGGACACGGCGGGGGGAGUUAGAAUGGAACAGACUGACGGCCCUAUGAGAGAAAGGGAAAGCUAAGGAUGCUGGAGCAGAACAAUGGAUUUCUCUUUCUCUUUCAUGCAAGGGAUCAUGGGAAACACAAUUCAGCAACCACCUCAGCUCAUUGACUCAGCCAACAUCCGCCAGGAGGAUGCCUUUGAUGCCAGCAGUGACAUCGCUGAAGAUGGUGGUCAGACACCAUAUGAAACUGCCCUGCAGCAAGGCUUUCAGUACCCUACUCCAACGACAGAGGAUCUUCCACCGAUCACUAAUGGCUAUCCACCAACAAUCAAUAUGUAUGAACCUCAAGCCAAAUACCAGACAUACAGUCAGUAUCCCAAUGGUUCAGCCAAUGGCUUUGGUGCAGUUAGAAACUUUAGCCCCCCAGAGUAUUACCAAAUGGAAAACUCUAACGUGAGGCCACAUGAAGUUCUGGAAAAACCUUCCCCUCCACAACCCCCACCGCCACCACCUCCUUCAGUACCACAAACGGUGAUUCCAAAGAAGACUGGUUCACCAGAAAUCAAAUUAAAAAUAACCAAAACUAUCCAGAAUGGCAGGGAAUUGUUCGAGUCCUCUCUAUGUGGGGACCUUUUGAAUGAAGUACAGGCAAGUGAGUAUGCUAAGAUGAAACAUGAAGGGAGAAAGGAGAAAAGGAAAAAAAGUAGCAAGCAUGACUCUUCCCGAUCAGAAGAACGCAAGUCAUACAAAAUUCCAAAACUAGAACCAGAGGAACAAAAUAGACCAAAUGAGAGGCUUAGUGUGCUAUCAGAAAGACCAAGAGAAGAUAUACUGUUGGAGGAAACCCCGGUCCAGCAGUUCUCACCUUCUCUUCCAACGCAAGUUACAACAGACAUCAAGUUUCAGGUUGGCGAUCUAGUCUGGUCCAAGGUGGGAACUUAUCCUUGGUGGCCUUGCAUGGUUUCAAGUGAUCCACAGCUUGAGGUUCAUACCAAAAUUAAUACAAGAGGUGCCCGUGAAUACCAUGUUCAGUUUUUUAGCAACCAGCCUGAGAGGGCAUGGGUGCAUGAGAAGCGGGUUCGAGAGUAUAAAGGACAUAAACAGUAUGAACAAUUAUUGGCAGAAGCUACUAAGCAAGCCAGCAAUCACUCUGAGAAACAGAAGAUUCGUAAGCCAAGGCCACAAAGAGAGCGUGCUCAGUGGGAUAUUGGUAUUGCCCAUGCCGAGAAAGCAUUGAAAAUGACUCGGGAAGAAAGGAUAGAACAGUAUACCUUCAUUUAUAUAGACAAGGAGCCAGAGGAGGCUUUGUCCAAAGCCAAAAAGACUGCUGCCCCUAAAUCAGAGGCUAAAAAGAACCGUCGGCCUAAGCCAGCAUUGAACGCUCAGCCAGAACAGACCAAUGUGGUAUCGGCAUCCCCCUCAUUAUCAAAUACUGAGGUGCGAAGGCAAAGUCAAAGGAGGCAGUCAAGUGUGGAAGAAGAGGAGCCACCGCCUGUGAAAAUAGCCUGGAAAACAGCUGCAGCCAGAAAAUCCUUACCAGCUUCAAUAACCAUGCAUAAAGGGAGUUUGGAUCUUCAGAAAUGUAACAUGUCUCCAGUUGUUAAAAUUGAACAAGUUUUUGCCCUACAGAAUGCUGCUGGGGAUGGAAAAUUCAUCGAUCAGUUUGUUUACUCUACCAAGGGAGUUGGUAACAAAACUGAAAUAAGUGUCAAGGGACAAGACAAGCUUAUUUCUACAUCAAACCAGAAAAAUGAGAGAGCCACUGCGCAAAAUGCAUCCUCACCUGAAACAACUUCUGGGUCAACAGGUUCUGUAGAAAAGAAGCAACAGAGAAGAUCGAUUCGAACCCGCUCAGAGUCUGAGAAAUCCACUGAAGUUGUGCCAAAGAAGAAGAUCAAAAAGGAGCAGGUAGAAAUGGUUCCACAGACAGCAGUGAAGACUGGAUUACAGAAAGGUGCCAGCGAGAUUUCAGAUUCUUGUAAACCUCUAAAGAAAAGGAGUCGUGCCUCAACUGAUGUAGAACUGACUAGUUCAGCAUACAGAGACACAUCUGACUCUGAUUCAAGAGGACUUAAUGAUCUGCAGGGUAGCUUUGGAAAACAUUCAGACAGCCCAUCAGCUACUGCAGAUGCUGAUGCUUCUGAUGUACAAUCAGUAGACUCUAGCUUAUCAAGAAGAGGCACAGGAACAAAUAAGAAGGAUACUGUUUGUCAGAUCUGUGAAAGCUCUGGUGAGUCUCUGGUGUCAUGCGAAGCAGAGUGCUGUAGAGUCUUCCAUAUGGAAUGCCUGGGACUGAAAUCAAUACCUGAUGGGAAGUUCAUCUGCAUGGAGUGUAAAAAUGGACAGCACACAUGCUUUUCCUGCAAGCUUCCUGGUAAAGAUGUGAAGCGCUGUUCAGUCAAUGCUUGUGGUAAAUUUUAUCAUGAAGCCUGUGUUCGUAAGUUUGCCACUGCAGUCUUCGAGUCACGAGGAUUCCGUUGCCCGCAGCAUUGCUGUACUGCCUGCUCAAUGGAUAAGGAUAUCCACAAAGCAAGUAAAGGACGCAUGGUGAGAUGUUUGAGAUGUCCAGUUGCCUAUCACUCAGGAGAUGGCUGUAUUGCUGCAGGAAGCUUGUUUGUGUCAUCUCACAUUCUCAUCUGUAGCAACCAUUCCAAAAGGAAUCACUCUUCAUCAGCUGUAAAUGUAGGCUUUUGUUUCGUUUGUGCAAGAGGGCUGGUAGUGCAGGAUCAUUCAGACCCCCUGUUCAGUUCAUAUGCCUAUAAGUCCCACUACCUACUGAAUGAAUCAAAUCGUGCUGAGUUGAUGAAAUUACCUAUGAUUCCUCCUCCUUCGUCAGCUUCCAAAAAGAAAUGUGAGAAAGGUGGGAAGUUAUUGUGCUGCGAGUCCUGUCCAGCGUCCUUCCACCCUGAAUGUCUCAACAUAGAGAUGCCAGAAGGAUGUUGGAAUUGCAAUGACUGUAAAGCUGGCAAGAAACUACGUUACAAGCAGAUCGUUUGGGUCAAGCUUGGAAAUUACAGGUGGUGGCCAGCUGAGAUCUGCAAUCCCAGGUCUGUGCCUCUCAACAUACAGGGCCUCAAACAUGAUAUCGGGGACUUCCCAGUAUUUUUCUUUGGUUCACAUGACUACUAUUGGGUACACCAGGGCAGAGUUUUCCCUUAUGUUGAAGGAGAUAAAAGCUUUGCUGAGGGGCAAACUAGUAUUAACAAGACCUUCAAGAAAGCACUUGAAGAAGCUGCAAAACGCUUCCAGGAACUGAAAGCACAAAGAGAAAGCAAAGAAGCACUAGAGAUUGAAAGGAAUUCAAGAAAACCCCCACCUUACAAACAUAUUAAAUCCAACAAGGUAAUAGGGAAAGUUCAGAUUCAAGUUGCUGAUUUGUCAGAAAUCCCUCGCUGUAAUUGCAAGCCAUCUGAUGAGAACCCCUGUGGCCUAGAGUCAGAGUGUCUGAACAGGAUGCUACAGUAUGAGUGUCAUCCCCAAGUGUGCCCAGCAGGAGAGCGCUGUCAAAACCAGUGCUUCACCAAAAGACUCUAUCCAGAUGCUGAAAUCAUAAAAACCGAUCGACGUGGCUGGGGUCUCAGGACAAAAAGGAACGUUAAAAAGGCUUCGUUGUUUCUGAACAAGGAGGAGGCUGAGCACACCUGAAGAAUGGAAGAUCCAGCUAUGACUGCAGAUGGAAUGGACAAUUAAGACUUCAGGACAAGUUGUUGUUUUUAUCAUUUGACCUGCAUCCUCAGAGUUCACUCCAGAGCACUAUUUUGCUUUCAAUUGGCUUCAUAUUUUCUUCACUUUGAAUUUGCACACAUCUUGCUAAAGAAGGUAUCCUGGAACUUCAUAGCGAAGGCACAUUCCACGGUUCUGGUGGACUUAAACUCGAUGUAAGGUCUUCACUGCGAUUCUCUGUUAAAUGAAGCUGACUGCUGUCCAGACUGAGGAUUCUGAUGUGACGUUUUGGAUUGUAGCUGGACGUGAUUUGUGCGCUGUUGGAUGAUGAUGUGUUUUGCUCCAAAAUGUAAUCUAAACAGUUAGACAAAAGCAAAGAGAUUCUGAAUUGUUUUUCAUCCUUAAGUUAUAUGCUGCUUAAAUAUUACACGUAGAUAGUAGAGGAUUAUCUACUAGUCUGAAGUGACCCUGCAGUACCCAGGCAAAUGGGCUUGGGCAAAGGCAUAGUAGCAACUUUUAACUGUGAAUUCUUUGCUUUUGUCAGUUCUAAUUAGGGUCUCUACCUUGUAUUUGUUUAGUAACUUAGUUUACUGUACAUAGAAAUAUGGCAUAGAGAAAUGUUGUGCGGGGCCUAAAUGGAUAUGUCAAGUAUUCACUUACCUGUGGCAAUAUCAGAAGUGUGUGAACAAACCAGUUUCAAAUCUGUGUUUCUAACCACUGCUUCAGCUGAAACUAUAAACCUUUGAUUGGACUUGGGACAGUUCUACUCAUGGGUACUUAAAUAACUUACUAACAAGUAACUAGAGGAAACCAGAGUAAAUUGACAGAGAAUACAUUUUAACUCUCUUCAGUUUCUUUCUGCACCAAGUACACCUCUACCCCGAUAUAACACUGUCCUCAGGAGCCAAAAAAUCUUACCGCGUUAUAAG